AUGCUUUCUUCUCCGUUUUCGCGUUUUCUUAGUCCCUUUUCCCCCUCAUUCUCUCACACUUUCGCUCUCUAGAAUUCUUCCUUUCUCGUUCUAUCUGGGGUUGUCUGAUUCCAAUUGAUCGUUCAAGUUAAGCUGGUUUUGAUAUGGCUACACAUACGCCUAAGAACAUCCUUAUUACUGGGGCUGCUGGAUUUAUUGCAUCCCAUGUUGCCAAUCGGCUCAUCAGGAACUACCCUGAUUACAAAAUUGUUGUGCUUGACAAGCUUGAUUACUGUUCAAAUCUGAAGAACCUGAACCCAUCAAAAUCAUCUCCAAACUUUAAGUUUGUGAAGGGAGAUAUUGGCAGUGCCGACCUUGUCAACUAUCUUCUCAUUACUGAGUCUAUCGACACAAUAAUGCACUUUGCAGCCCAAACCCAUGUCGACAACUCAUUUGGGAAUAGCUUUGAGUUUACCAAGAACAACAUUUAUGGAACUCAUGUCUUGCUUGAAGCCUGCAAGGUCACUGGCCAGAUCAGGAGGUUCAUCCAUGUGAGUACUGAUGAGGUUUAUGGAGAGACAGAUGAGGAUGCUGUUGUAGGAAACCAUGAGGCUUCUCAGCUCCUCCCAACAAACCCAUACUCUGCAACAAAGGCUGGAGCAGAAAUGCUUGUUAUGGCAUAUGGCAGAUCAUAUGGGUUACCUGUGAUAACAACACGUGGAAACAAUGUUUAUGGUCCCAAUCAGUUUCCUGAAAAGUUGAUUCCAAAGUUUAUCCUCUUGGCAAUGAGGGGCAAACCUCUUCCAAUUCAUGGGGAUGGCUCCAAUGUAAGGAGUUAUUUAUACUGCGAGGAUGUUGCCGAGGCAUUUGAAGUCAUUCUUCACAAGGGUGAAGUUGGCCAUGUGUACAAUAUUGGGACAAAGAAGGAAAGGUGUGUGAUUGAUGUGGCUAAGGAUAUAUGCAAGCUUUUCUCAAUGGAUCCUGAGACAAGCAUCAAGUUUGUGGAGAACAGACCAUUCAACGACCAGAGGUACUUUCUUGAUGAUCAGAAGCUGAAGAACUUGGGAUGGUCAGAACGAACAACAUGGGAAGAGGGCUUAAAGAAGACUAUGGAAUGGUACAUUCAGAAUCCUGAUUGGUGGGGUGAUGUCACUGGUGCACUGUUGCCACAUCCAAGGAUGCUGAUGAUGCCUGGAGGGAGACACUUCGGCAGCUCUGAUGAUGGAAACUCUACAUCAGAUUCAUACGCACCAAGUGGUUCUAAUCAGACACGAAUGGUGACACGAAUGGUGGUUCCAACCCCCAAAAGUGGUGUCUCUCCUCAUAAGCCAUCUUUGAAGUUCUUGAUCUAUGGCAGGACAGGGUGGAUUGGAGGUCUACUUGGCCAAUUAUGUGAGAAACAAGGGAUUCCCUUUGAAUAUGGAAAAGGACGCUUGGAGGAUCGUUCAUCACUCCUGGCAGAUGUUCAGAAUGUUAAGCCAACCCAUGUCUUUAAUGCUGCUGGUGUGACUGGUAGACCUAAUGUUGAUUGGUGUGAAUCUCAUAAAACCGAAACUAUUCGUGUCAAUGUGGCUGGAACGUUGACCUUGGCCGAUGUUUGCAGAGAGCAUGGUCUUUUAAUGAUGAAUUAUGCUACUGGCUGUAUAUUUGAGUAUGAUGCUGCACAUCCAGAAGGUUCUGACAUUGGGUUUAAAGAGGAAGACAAACCAAACUUUACUGGUUCUUUCUAUUCCAAAACCAAGGCCAUGGUUGAGGAGCUCUUGAAAGAAUAUGACAAUGUCUGCACCCUCAGAGUCCGAAUGCCAAUAUCAUCUGAUCUCAACAACCCACGCAACUUCAUUACUAAGAUUUCUCGCUAUAAUAAGGUGGUCAAUAUUCCCAACAGCAUGACAAUCUUGGAUGAACUUCUUCCAAUCUCAAUUGAGAUGGCAAAGAGAAACUUGAGGGGAAUAUGGAACUUCACAAACCCUGGUGUUGUGAGCCAUAAUGAGAUACUGGAGAUGUACAAGACUUACAUUGAUCCCAGCUUUAAGUGGAUGAACUUCACAUUGGAAGAGCAAGCAAAAGUGAUUGUUGCCCCUCGAAGCAACAAUGAGAUGGAUGCAUCCAAGUUAAAGAAGGAGUUCCCUGGGCUGCUGCCUAUCAAGGAGUCACUAAUUAAGUAUGUCUUUGAAGCAAAUAGGAGAACUUAAGUCCCGGAAGCAGUUCUUAGUUAUAGAACCCAAGGUUAACCUCUGUAUUCUGCAUUAUAUUAUGCAUCUUUAAGUACCUUUCUCAAUUUCCCUCAUUUUUGUUUGUUAGCUCAGCUCAUUAUUGGUAUUGAUACUAGAGGAAUAUCGUUCUCUCCACUCAACUUCUCAUCUUAGUUUGCUGUCAGGCCUAGUGAUAUGUUCUGCCAAAAACAUUGAACAGAGUAUUACUCACGUCAUCUGCAGGCUCACAGAUGUAUUAUUUUUUCAUUCCAUUGGUUUAAUAUCAUGUGCUGUUUGUGUUUUCACCUCGCAGCUUUACAUUUUAAUU
Molecule: messenger RNA, 2499 nt
Organism: Rubroshorea leprosula
Lineage: Eukaryota; Viridiplantae; Streptophyta; Magnoliopsida; Malvales; Dipterocarpaceae
Source: the annotation of a GenBank genome assembly